Messenger RNA from Yarrowia lipolytica CLIB122, 1110 nucleotides. RefSeq lists its product as uncharacterized. The record is from RefSeq and is a predicted model, not a curated record. Gene Ontology annotation, cellular component: SAGA complex. NCBI's taxonomy places the organism in Eukaryota, Fungi, Ascomycota, Dipodascomycetes, Dipodascales. Gene Ontology annotation, biological process: regulation of transcription by RNA polymerase II. Gene Ontology annotation, molecular function: transcription coactivator activity.
AUGAGUAUUGCUCCAGGCAGUCUCAGUGGAGCAGGAGGCACUGGGGGAGUUGCAGCGGCAGCGGCGGAAACGGCAGCGGCAGGAGCAACACCGACAGCAACACCUGCAGCAUCUACGCCUGCGGUCGGAGGCACUCCUGCCCCGUCUACUGCUGCUGGAUCGUCGUCAGCGUCUCGUCUUCAAGUGGACGAUAUGAUGACUGCUUUCCAGAAGCAGCUGGGACCCAACUGGGAACGGUACAGAGACGUGCUCACACAUUUCUUGGUGGGUAGAUUGAGUCGACACGAGUUGCAGGAGGCGCUGGAUGGCAUUUUGGACCGAUCGAUGGUCAAGAUGCACAACCAGUUUCUGCUGGCCAACCUGUGCAACUCGCUGCGAGCUGCUCCGGCAGACGGGGCCACUGGCCGAAUGACUAGUUGGAGUCGCAAGCGAGGCCGAGGAGGCGCAGGCGCGCAAAAGGUCAAGGGAGACACACAGAUGGCCCAGCUAAAAAAGGAGGUGCUUUCUCUGCCGCCGCGUGAACGAAAACGGAUCAAGGCCAUCACACGAGAGGCCGGCAAAAAGGGGUACAUCUCGUCGACGAUCAUCAACACACGACAAGCUAUGCUGCCCCGGAUUCCGUUUGUGCAGGAUAAGGAUCAGGUUGGAAAGCAGGGCAACACAGUCACGUGGACCCAGGACAUUAUCCACGCGUAUCAGACGCAGCUGGCUACAGAGUCGCGUGAGCUUCCCGAUGCGGACCACCUGCGGUCGCGCAUGAUUGGCAUUGCCCUUGAGCACGGUGUUCUUGGGGGGCUUGGCCAGAAUGUCGUUGAGCUGAUCCAGGUGGGACUCGAGUACUAUCUCAAGGGCAUCAUUCAGGAGACGAUUGAGAUGGUUAAGCUGCGCAAGAUAAAGGACAAGGAGGCGAUUGCUACGGCGGCUGACAUGGCUGUGGUUCUGGAGAGCACUCCCAACCUGACGGUUGAGACGUGUGCUCCUGUUUACCGACUCAACAAUGUCAUGUUGCAGAACGAUGAGGUGAUUGAGGAGAUGCAGCCCAAGGAGGAGCCUCUGGGUGACAAGAAGGAGUUGAAUCAUUUGCUGGAUGAUUUGCUCGCGGAGUUUUAG